GAUUUGUUCCACCAAUAGCGAAGAAGCUCAGAUUGCCGCCAUCUUUGGUCGGGAAGUACUCCUGACGAGGGGAAAAAUUUGAAAUCCUUCAAGAAAUCGCAAAGUUUGGGCGCCGUUUGGAGAGUAAUUUGUCAGCGCGAGAGCUGACGGUACCUCCCAAGAACAGCAUGGCGACCUCCGGUGCUGGGAAGGCUCGUAGCCGGCGGUCACACGCGCCGAAGCCAUACGCAAGAUCCGGCGGGAGAAAGUCCAUAUUAAGCAGUGUGACGGAGUACCUGACGCCAUCAUGGCUGAAAGGUAUGUGGAGACAGGAUGAGAGUGGUGCACAGCCCACCACACUGACAGAGAGGCCGAACACAAGAGGAAAACCUGCCCAUGUUCCUGUGGUGCAUGUGCGGGAAGAUCAGAAUGGACUGGACGAAGAGGAGGAGGAGGAAGAGACAGAGGUACCUCCAGUUCGUGUCACAAAAAAUAGACUGACGCAUCACCAGGAUCCAUCUGUACAAGGUUCUGAUGAUGCUCGUCACGGGCCUGGAUACUUCAGUCAGAUCCCACUGACACGGGGGUCAAUCCAUGCACAGAGGCCACAGUCUUUACCAGCUACUUCAUCCUACACCACAACAUACACACGGGAGGCACCAUCUAAUCCAGGCUUACACGCUGCUGAGGAAGAUAAGUUCUCAGAAGACUCUGCCUCCACCAGUGUCAGCUUCUCCAACGUCCCACAAGUGGACCAGAGUGAGAGAAGGAGUGAAACAACAACAGAAGAGGUUGUUAGAGACAUAGCCAGACCAAAGUCUCUGUGGUCAGAAGAACGUGAGACCAGAAUGUCAGUGCCCCAACAACCUGCACGAUCUGCCAGGAGGCCGGCUUUCAACUACUCUGUCUUCGGCUCCCCGGCACUGAAUGACUCCUCAUCCCUGUUUGGGAGCCCCAUCACUGAGUCUCCUUUCUACGAGGGGAGGACGACCUAUGGAGGAGCAUCUGCACAAAAACAUGGCCAGAAACGUGGCAGGACGGUCUCACCCCUGCAGGUCGCGCCCCACACCAUGAGACAGCAGGUGCGCCCGAAGCCCGCCAGCAGCAGCCGCGGGUCUGGGGUCAUGUCUGUCACAGCACAGAGGAUUCUCCACACCCUGGAGAGGAUGUCAACACCCAUCUCUGAUGCCAAGAGGAUUCCCUCACUCACUCUGUCCACGGACGAGUCACCGCUGGGUUUUACGCCCUCCACUAAAAAGCGCAGGGUGAUGGGUGGCAGUUUCCUUGAACCAGGCACCUCGAGGUUGGAGGGUCGUCUUGCAGGACAGCCCCCGGUGCAGAGACUAAACCUGUCCACACCUGCCUCCAUAGCUACCAACAGGGCACAGACUCAUUCUACUUACAGGCCCAGGAAAUCUGCAGUACUGGCUAAAGAGGAAAUUUUGGUUCCUGACAGCGAACCAGCAACAUCUGUAGCCCGAGACAGGGAACCAUCUCCUCUCAAAGUAAUCAGCAAGCCAGCCAGUAAGCCAGCUGAGUCUCGGCCAGCACCUGUCACCAAGCCCAGCAGCCAGGCUGCCUCCACGUGGACUCCACCUGCCCAGCUGCCUAUUGGUAGUGGGGGCAAGAUUCGCAGGGAGAGAUCAUACGGCACGCAGCGUGCACAUGCUGUGCAGGAUGAGGAAGAGGUUGAGGUACCAGUCCUACCAGAGAUUGCCCUCCCAAUAGCCAGCCUCCCCAAGUUUGACUUCUCUCCUGCGCCAUCCAAACCCCUGAGCGAGGGUUCAAAGGUCAGCACCACCCCACAGGUGAGCAGUGUGACGUCAUCACCCCAGUUCACCUUCGCAUCUCCCAUAGUCAUGUCCAGCCCAGAGGACAGCACCCCAGCAGUUAGCAAUACUGAAACACCCAAAUUCCAGUUCAGCCAGCCUGCAUCUCCAGGCAAGUCCUUCCCCAGUCAGGGGUUGGGCACAUCCUCAGCAGUCUCUGCGGGCAGUUCUACCUUCCUGACGACUGGUGCAGGGUCGGGCUUCCAGCCCAAGCGGAAGGCACCAGAGCCCGUUGUUAGCCCCAGUGCCGCAGCCUCUCCACCACCUCUGAAGCAAGGCAGCGUCCUGGAUGCCCUGAAGGCAGAGCCUCUGCCACUCAAGUCAGGCAGUGUGCUCGAUGCACUGAAAGGAGGGCCACUGGUUAGUAAGCCAGAAACAACAAAAGAAAAACUCGAGGAAAGGAAAACCACUGGGGAGGGAUCUGCUGCAGCUAACACAAAGACUGCAUCAUUACCCUCUCUGGGGGACCAGUUCAAGAAGCCGUCAGGUGGCUGGGACUGUGACACCUGCAUGGUGCAGAACACAGCUGCAGCCAGCCGGUGUGUGGCCUGUGACACCCCCAAGCCUGGGAGCCAGCCUAAGCUAACCGUGCCCACCACUGUUCCCCCUGUCAGUUUUGGUACUGAUGCAGCCCCCAAAACCAAUGGUUUUAAACUGGGCACCACAGCGGAGGGAGGCAGCGCUAACAGUGGAUUUAAGUUUGGAUCUGGAAGCGCUGUGAACUCUACCAGCUCUGGUUUCACGUUUGGGAGUAGUAGUGCUUCUACCGCUGCAUCUGAACAGGACUCCAACACUUUGGGUGGCUUGAAGAAAGGCACCACAGACUUUGUAUCCACUAAUGCUAAUACACAAGAUGCUAGUAAAUCUAUAUGGUCAAAGGCAGCAUCAGGAAAUAAAUGGACCUGUGAUACUUGUCUUGUAGAAAACAAGAACGAGUCAACAAAAUGUGCUGCAUGUGAGUCCCCUAAACCUGGCAGUGAGUCUAAAACAGCUGCAUCUACACCUGCUGUGAACUUUGGGACAUCAAGUGCUUUCAAGUCGACUUCAAGUUCAUCUGGGUCACUGUUAGCAGCAGCUAAUAACGGACAGAAGUGGGAAUGCCAGACUUGUUUAGUGUACAACACCGACGACAAGACUAAAUGUGCAGCAUGUGAAACGCCCAAGCCUGGUAGCCAAAACAAGUCUACCCCAGCAGUCGGUGCAAGUGGGAGUGGUGGUUUUUCCCUAGGUACGAACAGUUCAGGCCUGGCAGCAGCAAUAUCUGCACAGCAGUCCAAAUGGGAGUGUGAAACCUGUAUGGUCCAGAAUGACAAGGAUGCGACAAAAUGCCUCGCCUGUGAAACACCGAAGCCGGGCAGUGCCCAAUCAUCUUCAGGAACAGGGGGGUUCCAGUUUGGCUCCCAGUCAACAUCAACAGGGAAAACGGCCUCCUUUGGAAGCAGUACUGGAGGGUUCCAGUUUGGGGCACCAAAACCUGCCUCAACUGAAACAGCGACAGAUUCCAAACCCACAUUUUCAGGGUUCAAGUUUGGCAGUGGAGGUGCAGAAUCUGCUCCAAGCACCGCCACCAGUGGUGGUCUCCAGUUUGGUGCAGGAACAACUGCAGCCAGCACCACCCCCAGUGGUGGGUUGUCGUUUGGAGCAGGGACGACGACAGCCAGUACUGGCGGGUUCACGUUUGGAGCAGCCAGCUCUGCGUCUGGAGCUGCCACCACGACAUCCAACGCCACAUCGUCAGCCAGCGGAGGCUUCACGUUCGGCACAGGGACGACAUCUGGGGCUGCUGCCUCGGUGCCUGCUGCCACCGGAGGUUUCACAUUCGGGACGGGAAGUUCAGCUGCUGGUGCUGCUGCUUCUGCUGGGUUCAAGUUCGGAGCUGGAACAGCCUCUCAACAGCCUGAUGCAGCUCCCAAGAUGACAAGCAUAGCUGACUUAGCCAAGGCAGGUCAGCUGAGUGUACCCAAACCUGCAGCCGGUCAGUCCACAGCAAAAAGGAGUCUGGAAUCGGACAACAGCACUCCGGCCAAGGUGAACCUGUCUUCUGCCUUCGGCUCUGGCACCCCCUUUGGCUCAGCCAAUCCCAGCACGGCACCAAGUUUUGGAUCCACCACUGGCGCUAACCCUCCAGUGUUUGGAGCUGGUACAUCAGCUGCGCCCAGCUCUGGACUCACCUUUGGUGCACCAGCAGCAGCAGCCUCUGCUACAGGCAGUGCAGCAGCCACCACAUCAGGCUUCACGUUUGGUACUGGCUCGUCCAGCACGGCGGCUAGUACGACUCCUGCACCCUUCAGCUUUGGUGCAGGGGCGCCCCCUGCCGCAACUACAGCUGCCACAGCAUCUGCUCCAUUUGUGUUUGGGGGAGGAGCAUCCUCAGCCCCAGGUGGCUCAACUGGGGGGUUCAACUUCAGUGGAGGACAGACAGCACCCCCUGCUACAACGACCGCCCCCAGUUUUGGCACUCCAGCCUUUGGAGCCAACCCCACCCCAGCAGCAAGCACACCCUUCGCACCAGCCACCACCGCGGUGUCCGGAGGAGCUACUCCGUUCGGGGGAGCCACUAGCUUCGGUGUGCAGACCACCUCAGCACCGAGCAGUGGCCCAGUGUUUGGUGCAAGUGCUGCACAGCCAGCCCCAACUGCUGGUUUUAACUUCAACGCACCCAGCCAGCCCACGUUCCAGUUUGGUGCAGGCUCCCAGCAGAGCCCUGCAGUGUUUAACUUUGGUGCGGCAGCCCCUGCAGCGGCAGCACCUGGUGGGGGGUUCAACUUCGCUGCAGGGGCUGGGACAGCAGCUCCAGCACCGCAGCCUGCUGCUCCUUUUAACUUCAGUGCUGGGGCACAGCCAGGCGGAAACCCCUUCAGUAUCCAGAGUACUCCCAGUGCCUCCCCUGGUGGCAGACGGGUCAUCAAGAAGGCUCAGCGCAGGAAGAGAUGAUCCUCUAGCAGGGGUGUCAGAUCAAGUUCUAUCUAUCAGUCACAUCUGUACUGAACUUACUGUUUAAGCUUAAUCUUCAGUAGGUAGAUUUAAAUUUGCUUAACAAUUCAUGAAAUUAUUGUUGCGGGAGCAGCAAAAUUUUACUCUAUCCAACCUCAGCGAAAGCAAAAGUAUACUGUAUAUGUUAACAAAGGAUUUGGUACAGUAGCUGCUCUCUUGACCAACUUACAAGAGGGACACUAUGGAAAACCCAGUGCAAUUUUGCUGCUUCAAUUCGGUUCAUUGUACAUUUGAUAAAGCCAGAAGUGCCAUGAAUUGGAUGGAUGAACAAUACAAAACAAAUGAUUGGCAUACCAAAAACGUUUUUUAACCUUGAAUAUUUACCUGAAUGCUGUAGAGAAGUCACUUCCAAACAUGUGUAUCAGUGUCUAGUACUAGUUGCUUUAAACUGUAUAUGUGGCGAGUCAUGCAUGAUAUGUAGUGUUAAAUAUUAAGACAAGCUCUUGUACCACAAAAUGGUCACCAUUACUACUCACCAUAGCUCUUAACAGUAAUAGUUAAACAAAAACAAACCUUGAAUGCCUGUCUGACAUUGUCCCAAAUGCAGUAGGCACUGACUGAACAACACAAACUAGAUGUAUCAGUAAUUAUGAAUGAAACUAGUACCACUGACCAUUUUUAUUAACAGGUAUUGUAUUGUAUGCUUCAUCAGUAGUAUAUAUAUACACUUGUAGAGCCUGGUCUGAGGGACCAGGGAGCAUAGAGCAACCUUUUGGAGAAUCCUCUGUAACAGGAAAGAUGCUCAGCACAUACUCUCCUUCAGAGUUGAUAUUGAUAGAUUUUAGUGUUUACUUUUCAAACAUCCCAGUGGAGGGACAAAUCAGAGAACUGUAAUCCAAAACCUUAACUGUGGAAAAGACAUUAUCAAAAAGUGGCAGAUUUAUGAUUUAAAAAAACCUAAAUAUUCAUUGGUUAGUUGGUCCUAAAAUCUCUGGUAUGUUUGACUACAAUGUAGAUGGUAGUGCUUUUAUUCAUUGUGUUCAACCCCUCAACAAUUAGCUGUUCUAUUACUGUCAUAUAGUCUAUUAACUUUAAUAUUUACCCGAUUUGUAAGUAAACAUGACUUUAGACAAUUGUUUGAUCCCACUAAAAGCUGUUACGGUCACUGAGAGUUGACCCGCCCCCUGUAAAUGAUAAGAAAGUAGCAGUGACUUGAUUGUUGGGAUGUUGCAUUGCUUGACUGUAAAAUAUGUACAAUACACAUGCAGACUUGUUCUGAGGGUAAAGAAAAGAAUUCUGAAAUUUCCAAAAGUAACUAUUUUUGUACAAAGAUGUGAAAAUUUUGACGUUUGGAUGCCCCUUUGAGAAACUGUAUGAGUGAAUUCUUGGAGUGAAACUAUGAUUGGUAUGAAAUAUUUGUGUGAGUGAGUCAACUCAGGUGAAGUUAUCUAUAAGAUAUCAGUGUGGAAAAUGGAAUUUUUCACACAACUCAGAACAGGACUGCACCAGGUGCUACAGUGGCAAUUUCUCUUUCGUUAGAUCUGUAGUGUUCUGUAGGUACACGUACUGAUAGGUAGGGUGGACACAGGUAAGCACACGUGGAUGUAAAAUUUGUAUAGAGCAAGGUUGGUUUCAUGAAGUUGAAUUUACAAUUGGUGAAGCAUAUGUUCUGGGUUUGCAUUGCCCAGGUUCAGUAUGUGAGAUCAUCACACUGGAUAGUAGCCAUACAUAGUCUCGGUCUCUAUAACACUCAUCCUAUUAACCAUUUCCCUGCUGAGAUAGGCAUCUGGCACCAAAGGUGCAUUGGUUACAGGGUUAGGCAGCAAGGAAAAGGUUAAAUGGAAUAUGUUCUUUAAACCACUACUUCAGCAGCUAUUAUCCUAUUUCAAUGUUACCAGGUUCUGUACAUGGUAUAUAAUAAUCACCAGCAAACCUUUUUGUACAUCCAAGUAUGAAACCACCCAUGAUGGUGUCUUGAUUGUUAUGAAUAUAUGUUAGACCUAUAUUAUUAUUGUGUAAAGUUCUGUUGCUGAUGGUGGAUCUGAAAAUCAGAUUCUCCUCAGAGCACAGAUUUUAUGUCUAAGAAAUAUGUACCAGCCAUAGUGUAUACUGUAGUGUGGAAACAUAACCAAGCUAACAGUCAUCUGAUGUAUCAUAUCAUAUCAUAAAUGUGCAGCAUUUUCAGUUUUGAUUAGUGACACUGUAAAUUUGAAAGUCUACAGAUAGUCAGAUGGCUGUCAGAUGGGUUAUCUGUUAGGUCAAAUAAAGAGAACCUUGUACUUAAAAUAUUUGGGUUUGCACUAUUGUCAUAAUGUAGUCAAUAAAUUCUGUGAUCCAC
Molecule: messenger RNA, 7080 nt
Organism: Branchiostoma floridae (Florida lancelet)
Lineage: Eukaryota; Metazoa; Chordata; Leptocardii; Amphioxiformes; Branchiostomatidae
Product: nuclear pore complex protein Nup153-like
Exons: 19
Coding region: 168-4742 (1524 amino acids)
Biological process (GO): RNA export from nucleus; protein import into nucleus
Cellular component (GO): nuclear pore
Molecular function (GO): structural constituent of nuclear pore
Source: RefSeq, a predicted model, not a curated record